CACCUUCAUCGUCAACUUUGCGAUUGCAAAAGGAAGCGCCUUUAGUUUACCCAGAAAUAAAUUUAAGAAUAUUUAAAAAAUAUUGAACAAAAACCUACCCUGAUUUUCUUUGGUACUCAAAGAUGAGCUUUGAUUUGAUCUUUUGGGUACUCUGUUUUUUCUUUGAUUUGGCUCUCCUCUCCUCCAAUUUCUAUCAGCUGGUGAUCUUAUCAGAUUUGGAGGCAGACUAUUUAAAUCCUUUUGAAUCAUCUUCUCGAAUUAACUUCUUGAUUGUCCCUGAAUUCAUUGUCCAUGGAGUACUCUGUGCUAUUUUCCUCUUGACAUGGCACUGGCUCUUGUUUCUCAUUACCCUCCCCCUUGCUUGCUAUAGUGCAAUGCUGUUUGUAAACAAAAGGCAUCUCAUUGAUGUUACUGAAGUGUUUAGGGCUUUAAGUGGUGAGAAGAAGUUUAGACUUAUCAAGCUCGGUUUUUAUCUGUUCCUUCUAUUUAUAAUCAUCUUCAGGCUUAUCUUAUCUGCAUUCAACUCCUUAACUAGUGACGAACAUUACGUGGAUCUAUUUUGAUUAACCACUGCUCGAACCACUUGAUAGCAACUCAUUGUAAGUUAGAGAUCCUAUUUUUUUUUAAUUAUUAUUUUUCAAUGUGUUUAAAUUCUAGCUCAUGGGAAUACUUUCAUUACAGCUCAAAUUAGAAAAAGUUUUUUAAGUUUAGUCAAAGGGUUGGGCAAGUAGAUAUUUUUCAAUAGCAAAAGUGUUCCCAUUGAUGACAAAGUAGAUAUUUAUAUGUAUUCUAAACUCAAGAGUGAAAAUUGAAUAUGAUUUUUUGUUUCCAUUA
Cannabis sativa is the source of this 834-nucleotide messenger RNA. RefSeq names its product protein cornichon homolog 1. The transcript is spliced from 4 exons. The coding region runs from base 123 to 563 and encodes 146 amino acids. The record is from RefSeq and is a predicted model, not a curated record. Gene Ontology annotation, biological process: vesicle-mediated transport. Lineage: Eukaryota; Viridiplantae; Streptophyta; Magnoliopsida; Rosales; Cannabaceae.